AUGCAUGAGCCUCCAAUGGCUCUUCUCCGAUCGACUCUUGUGAUUGGCCCCGUACCAUCAGGCACCCUCGACAGCCGGCAUCACCCUGUGAAGAGGCCUCGCACAGUCCCAGACCCCAUUUUCAACUCCCUCGAUACGAACAACUUCGUCUUGCCUCCUUACUCCCCACGGUUACUCGAUCAGUGCUCGUUCAACAGCUUUGGGAUGAUGUCGUUCUUUGAAGGCUUACAACGACGCAGCAUUUGCGUGUCGAGUCCUCACGCAGGAAGCCAGAUGGGAUUGGGCAUUUUCCAGACGCCGAGAGUGGAAGACAAUCCGGUUCCGAGAAGACAACGCGUUUUCACGGCGGCUCUGCCCCAGGAUAUGCAAGAUGACGACGAGGACAUUGAGCAGAGAACUGGAUCCAUUGCGGCACUUCGUCUCUACAAUGCCCGUUAUGCCCCGAAGUGGGCCAGGCCGAUGAGAAAGACUUCAGACGGGCUCUAUGAAUGGGAUUUCCUUCUCGCCGCGAAAGCGCGUACCGCACUCGCAAUUCGACUCUUCGAUGUCUCUCCUAGGUCAUUCUUCAAGGUCAAGGUCUUUGUUGGGGGCGUGAAUACCGCUUCCCCAAUGUCUGAGGAGGCCCAGAACUACUAUGUUACCCCAGAGCAGGAGUGGAUUCACGGGGUGCGUGCUCGCGAGGAUCUUGUCCGCCAAUUUCAAGUCCUCGAAAAGGACAGUGAAUUUUCUCUAGGCUCAAUCGUCCAAGGGCAUAAUACGAAGGUGAUAGAGAUCCAGGUCACUGCUCGAUCAGAGUCUCAUGGCCGGGCGCGUACCGGAAACACUCCAACGUCGGAAACAAAGCAAACCCUCACAGCCCCGACUGGAGGAGAAGAUAGGGCCCCAUCGAACCAAACACCCUCGUCAGCUGCAUCAGCACUCACCGAGACGGUGUCCACUCAAGGAUCACCUUCAGUGGCGAUCACAUCUUCGACUUUGGACGGUUUAGGGCAUCUCGAUCUUGUAGCGUCCAUUCCCGUGGUCAUCUCAAAGGGUAGCCAUUCCUUCAAACCGUCCGCGAACAAUCUGAUGCUAGCCAAAAGCAUUGUAUUGGACAAUGUUCAAGGACAUGAUACGAUCCAGACUCUGAAGGAUAGAAUAAUGAAAACGCAUGGAUUUCCUAUUGAGAAGCAGAUCCUGAUCAGAAAAGGGAAGAGGCUUGAAAACGCCGAGAUUCUAGACGAGUUUAUAGACUCGUCUAUCCAGGACAGCAAAGAUGCCCAAAAAACCACGGUGCAGUUGAUGUUACGUCAAGACGUGCGGGUCGGGAUGCAAAUCUUCGUCGCUACAUUGAUGACUGAGAUAAUUUCACUGCUGGUCGAUGAGUCCAAUACGAUCGAUCAAGUAAAGUAUAAGAUCUGGCAGAUGACUGGAAUGCCUCCAGACGCGCAAAGACUUAUUUUCCGCGGCAAACAACUUGAAGAUGGGAGAAUCUUGAAAGAUUACAACAUACCGAAGGAAGCAGUACUCCAUUUGGUCAUGCGGCUCAGGGGUGGGGGUGGUCCUGAACUGAUUGCACAUAGGCAGAGACCCGAGGACGAAACAGAAUGCUCUAUGGCGAUCGGCACCGGUGGACUGAUCCGGCAGGGCUUUGCAAAGGAUGACUGCCCAGAGAACUGGGAGGAACAAUGCACCAGGGUGCUGCGAUUCCACAUUAUCGAUCCAGCAAGCUUUGAGGCCGAAACUGGACUAGAGUUGGACGAGAAGAGCCAGGGCGGCGCUGGGCGCCCUGAAGCCUUCGUCCAGAGCGCCAGGGCUGAACUUGUUCAGAGCCCAGAGACGAUAAACAUCCCCUCCUAUGCUAUGCUCGAUAAUGAGCGGAGGGGUCAGACAGAUGUAGACAUUGUGUUUGUGCACGGUCUUCAAGGGCAUCCGGAGAAGACCUGGCUCCACGAAGGCGCUCCAGAAACCGCCAACCCAACGACCAAGUCGCCUUUCUCCCUCCGGACUCUGUUUAAGCAUCGGGGCAGAUCACCAGGGAAAGAUGUACUGGCCAACUCCCCAAGCCGCAGACAGUCCGUCUGCUGGCCCCGGGACCUCUUGCCGGAGCUUUGCCCAACGUCUCGCAUCCUCACAUUUGGCUACGACACGGUGGUAACAAAGGCCUACUCCCCGGCUGACAAGGGAAACAUAUUCUCCCAUGCAAAGGAUCUGCUCUAUGGACUUGACAGAAUCAGGCCGCAGGGGCGGAGCAUCAUCUUCGUGGCGCAUUCUCUCGGAGGUAUCAUUGUCAAAGAGGCGUUAAGGCGGUCUGAAUCGUCGACCGAGCCCCUUAUCCAAGACAUCAUCAAUUGCACGUCGGCUGUUGUGUUCAUGGGUACACCUCAUCGAGGCAGCGACGAGCUUGCGUCUAUGGCGGAUGUUGUAAGGAGUGUUGCGCAGACCGUGCUGAGGAUGGAUGCAAACCCUGCAAUACUUCGGGCUCUAGGUCUUGACAGCCCUGAGCUGGAGCUCUGUCGCGAGUCGUUCCUCACGCAGUGGCGUGUCAGGGAUUUCGUCGUCAAGACCUUUCAGGAGUCUCGGGGCAUAACAGGUGUGAAUAUCGGUCCUUUCAACGGAAAGGUAGUGCCAGACGUGUCUUCCUCGCUGGAUGAUCCUAGAGAGCACGCCGAAACCAUACCGGCAGACCACAUGCACAUGUGUCGUUUCAGUGGGCCGAGCGAUCCUGGCUUCAGGAAGGUCGGAGUGGAACUUCAAAGGCUUUCCAGAGUUCGACGAGCUAUCGAAAACGGUGCGCAGUAG
Molecule: messenger RNA, 2781 nt
Organism: Thyridium curvatum
Lineage: Eukaryota; Fungi; Ascomycota; Sordariomycetes; Thyridiales; Thyridiaceae
Exons: 14
Coding region: 1-2781 (926 amino acids)
Molecular function (GO): protein binding
Source: RefSeq, a predicted model, not a curated record